This is a messenger RNA of Glarea lozoyensis ATCC 20868, 3234 nucleotides long. Its product is annotated as PLP-dependent transferase. The record is from RefSeq and is a predicted model, not a curated record. Bases 1 to 3234 code for a protein of 1077 amino acids. The transcript is spliced from 3 exons. Lineage: Eukaryota; Fungi; Ascomycota; Leotiomycetes; Helotiales; Helotiaceae. Gene Ontology annotation, cellular component: mitochondrion; glycine cleavage complex. Gene Ontology annotation, molecular function: pyridoxal phosphate binding; glycine binding; glycine dehydrogenase (decarboxylating) activity. Gene Ontology annotation, biological process: glycine decarboxylation via glycine cleavage system.
AUGUUAAUCUCUAGCUCUGCCGUUCGAACGCAGAUUCGACGAGUUGCAUCCCAGAAAACCUCUACGACAUUUCGAAAUAGCUCCCACCGAACUCUUCUUGCGAAUCCGUGUCGAUGCCCACCGCCGACCUACAUAUCUAAGAAUAAUGGUGCAAGGACUUUCUGGUCAAGCUCUACCAAGGAUGGGUCAAAUAUAGAGAAAAGUGUGGUGGAUGCACGAGGAGCCUAUCCGCCUUUAGACACCUUCGCUCGCCGACAUAUUGGCCCUACGCCAGAUGCUACGGAGCAGAUGUUGAAAGCUUUAGACCCACCAGUCAGCAGUUUAGAUGAAUUUGUCAAGCAGGUCUUACCUAGCGACAUUUUGUCCUCCUCCGAUCUUGACAUCGAUUCAACAAAUAAUGGUAGCGAGGAGGGCUUCACAGAGUCGCAAUUACUAGCACGACUACGCGCAAUUGCUUCUCAGAACAAAAUUGUUAGAAGCUACAUUGGAUGUGGAUAUGCGGGAACUCGAGUUCCGGAGGUCAUAAAACGAAAUGUUUUGGAAGGCCCAGGAUGGUAUACCAGCUACACACCAUACCAGCCAGAGAUCAGUCAAGGUCGACUGGAGUCAUUGUUAAACUUUCAGACACUGGUGUGCGACCUCACGGCUUUACCAAUAUCGAAUGCGUCGUUACUCGACGAAGGUACUGCUGCUGCAGAGGCCAUGACUUUAUCUAUGAACGCACUUCCAAUGGCUCGACAGAAGAGCAAGAACAAGACCUUUUUUGUUAGCCACUUGGUUCACCCACAGACUAAAGCUGUUUUGCAAAGUCGAGCAGAUGGUUUUGACAUCAAGAUUGAGAUUGGAGAUGUACUUGCCGACGGAGGGCAACGGAUCAAGGAGCUAGGGAAUGAUUUAAUAGGCGUGCUUGUGCAAUACCCAGAUACUGAAGGUGGUGUUGAGGACUUCAAGGCACUUGGGGAAACCAUUCAUAAGCAAGGAGCAACUUUCAGCGUUGCGACGGACUUGCUCGCUCUGACUGUGCUCAGCCCACCAGGUGAAUUUGGUGCAGAUAUUGCAUUUGGAAAUGCUCAGCGCUUCGGAGUACCCUUCGGAUACGGAGGGCCUCACGCUGCUUUCUUUGCUGUCAGCGAAAAAUAUAAGCGGAAGAUUCCAGGCCGUCUUAUAGGUGUAUCGAAGGACAGAUUGGGUGACAAAGCUAUGAGAUUGGCAUUGCAAACUCGCGAGCAACAUAUUAGGCGAGAGAAGGCAACGAGCAAUGUAUGCACAGCCCAAGCUUUGCUUGCGAACAUGAGUGCUUUCUACGCUGUGUACCAUGGGCCUCAAGGUCUAAAGAAUAUUGCAGAGCGAGCAAUACUUGGCGCGAGAAUCAUUCAAGAGGGCGUUAACAAGCUUGGCUACGAAACGGGAACACGAGGCAAAGAUGAAAACGGAAGAGUUCUGUUUGAUACGGUAGUAGUCACGGUUGGAGAGGACAAGGUGGCCGCCUUUUUGGAGAGUGCGGAGCAGGAGCACAACAUCAACCUACGAAACUUUGAGGAUGGGAGAGUUGGUGUCACCAUUGACGAGACUGUAGACUACCAAGAUCUUCAUGACAUCCUCGCACUCUUCAGCUCGCAUUCAAACAGUUCGCAGCAAAGCAUUACUGUUGAUCAGCUUGUGGAGUCACUACCUGGAAAAGGAAAAGUUGACAUCCCGGAAGUAUUCAAGAGAACUUCACGUUAUCUUGAUCAUCCAGUGUUCAACUCUCACCACUCCGAGACCGAGCUUCUGCGAUAUAUCCAUCACUUACAAUCCAAAGAUCUUUCUCUUACUCAUUCAAUGAUUCCGCUAGGAUCAUGUACGAUGAAGCUUAACGCGACCACCGAGAUGGCGCCCGUGACUUGGCCAGAGUUUGCAUCUAUACAUCCGUUUGCCCCUGUUGCACAAGCUGGAGGCUACAAAACUAUGAUCGAUGAGUUGGAGAUGGACCUAGCCAAGAUCACAGGCUUUGAUGCCGUUUCAUUACAGCCAAACUCUGGUGCGCAAGGCGAAUUCACGGGUUUGCGAGUCAUUCGUAAGUUCCAAGAACAACAGCCAGGGAAGAAACGAGAUAUCUGUUUGAUUCCUGUCUCUGCACAUGGAACAAAUCCUGCCUCUGCAGCCAUGGCUGGAAUGCGUGUUGUAACCGUCAAGUGUGAUACUAAAUCUGGUAACCUUGAUAUGGCGGAUCUCAAGUCAAAGUGCGAGAAAUACAGCGAAGAAUUGGGCGCCAUUAUGAUCACAUAUCCUAGCACUUUUGGGGUAUUUGAACCUGAAAUCAAGGCAGUAUGCGAAGUGGUUCAUCAACAUGGAGGGCAAGUCUACAUGGAUGGCGCGAACAUGAACGCCCAAAUUGGAUUGUGCUCACCAGGAGAAAUUGGAGCGGACGUGUGUCAUCUCAACUUGCACAAGACUUUCUGUAUUCCUCAUGGUGGUGGCGGGCCAGGUGUUGGACCCAUAGGAGUGAAAUCACAUCUCGCGCCAUUCCUUCCUGGGCAUCCAUUGGUAGCAACUGGAGGGGACAAGGGGAUUUCACCUGUGAGCGCUGCCCCGUGGGGUAGUGCCAGUAUUUUGCCUAUCAGUUGGGCCUACGUGAAAAUGAUGGGUGGUCGAGGAUUGACACAUGCAACCAAGAUAACCUUGCUCAACGCCAACUAUAUCAUGUCUCGGCUCCGCCCACACUAUCCGAUCUUAUAUACCAACUCGAAUUCUCGUUGCGCGCACGAAUUCAUCUUGGACGUUCGAGGAUUCAAAGAAACUGCUGGAAUUGAAGCCAUUGAUGUUGCAAAGCGUCUCCAAGAUUAUGGUUUCCAUGCACCAACCAUGAGUUGGCCAGUUGCUAAUACUCUCAUGAUUGAACCUACGGAAUCCGAGAGUAAGGAGGAGCUCGACCGAUUCAUUGAUGCUUUGAUCUCAAUCCGCGGUGAGAUCCAGGCUGUUGAAGACGGAAAGGUUGAGAGGUCUGGCAAUGUUCUCAAAAAUUCGCCUCAUUCACAGAAAGAUCUACUCAUCGGUCAAUGGGAUCGUUCAUACACUCGCGAACAAGCUGCAUACCCGCUCCCUUGGCUGAAAGAAAAGAAAUUCUGGCCAACUGUCACCAGACUGGACGAUGCUUAUGGAGAUCUCAAUCUCUUCUGUACCUGUGGGCCUGUAGAGCCAGUUGACGAGUCCGAAGACGGCAUCACCGGUGCUUCGGCUCCGAACCCUACAUAA